GACCAUUUCUUACCUUCCCACUUUGACUCGGCGGAGAUACAAUCAAACCGGAAAAGCUUGCCACCAAUUCCCCGCCAAUUUACUCGAGUUUUGCGGGCAAAAUCGGUCAAGCUUUUCCGGUUUGACUGUAUAUCUUCAGCGUGUUUUCUCGUACAAAAGAGAAAGCCUGUCAAUCUUUAUCGCCACUGCAGGUAGAGAAAUUAUAAAACCAUUCAGAGAAGCGGGCCUCUCUUCACUCACUCCCUUCAGUCUCUCCUUAAUCGAUAUCCAUCAUUUUCACAACUUCCGAAUGGCAACAUACACACAGACAUCCUUGCUGGAUUUUGUCCUUAAACUAUCACCUGGCGAUGGAGUUAACCCAUAUUCUCAGACAGAACAACAUCUCCAAGAUAUGCUUGAACCUCCUCCUAUGCCCUCAUGGAGUAGAUUGAUUCAGCGUAUUAUCAUAGCAAUCUAUGUACUGAUCUUUCUUCAAUCAUCUUUCCUCCUUUUUUGGCGGAUCAAGACGAAUAGAUUUCUCCUCAUCGGAUUGAAUGCUAUGGGUUUGAUCAAGUUUGACUGUACGAGCAUGUGUUCUUUGGUGGCAACCAUUUAUAGCUCAGUGGCAAUCACGGACUUGGUUUGGAAAGAGACCAUAAUGGACGGUUACCAUGACCAAUCCUGGCAGCUUAUUCUAUUUGGCUGCAAGUUUAUUGUGGUGAUGACUGGUUCCUGGUGUGAGUGAUACAAUACAUUUGUUCAUUGAAACGACUCUUGAUUUGAUGAAAACAAACGCGUUUCGUAGGCUUUCUGUGGGUCUGCAUUGGGCAUUGGCUACUCCAGAAAGCCAGAAAUUCACACCGGGAGCUCGACAGAUUCAUACCGCCAGCCGUUGCUUGGUUAAUGAACGGGACAUUCAUAUUAUUGGCUAUAACUCCAAAUGCUCCCAUCAUAUGGGGAUUCAUCCGGAUCAAUUCAGAAUAUUUGGCCAUCAAGACAGCCUUAGCUCCAAUCAUGAAUAAUCUCCUACGUUCAGCUAUCGAUUAUUCCCCAAACACUUACAGUCAAGCAAUGUUGAUAGCUCAAUUACUUCCUGCUCAGGCCGCCCUCCCACACUUGGACAACAUCCAGGAAUACCUUCGGGUCCCAAUGGCCUGUUAUUUGAGCAGUGUCGUAAUACUAUCCGUGGCAUACCUUCAAUUCCUUUACCAAUUAGUCAAGGAGUCGCGUAAAUUUCGUAUCAUAGCGGAAGUUGAGAGAGAAGAAGAGACUAAGUCUUAUUUGGACGAUGAAGCUGAUCGGAUAAGAUACUUGAACAAUAGAAUUCGACAGCAACACGACGCAGUGCUACAACAUGUUGUGAUGACAUACAUUUCAACAAUAGUUUUUAUUCCAGUGCUCAUUUGGAUGUUCAUCGGCUCAUUUCAAGAUGCAUAUAUAGUCAAGCCGCAUUGGUGGAACAUUGCUUUGAUUGGGUUGCAUGGUCCCUAUGCGGUUGUAACUUCCAUCUCUUUGUUCCUAUUGCAGAAGACCACGUCCUGAGUUUAGGCGAACCUUUCAGUACGUAUCAGGAUAUCAAAGGAGUAUGUUUUCACCCCAUGAUGUUGAAGAACGUUUGAUUACAAACCUUAAGCUGUGAAAAUUUCACAUCUCCCCUUUCUUAUAAACUGAAUCCAAUCUCUUCACAUUCAUUUUUAAAUUAUAAGACCUGGUUGAUCCAAUUAUUUGACUUGUCAACUUAAUCCUCAUAUUUUAUGGUUCCUAUUUUAUUCUUUAAUCACUCAAGUCUUGUUCUUGUUGAUGAAUCCAUAUCCGUAUGAAGUAAUUUAAUCUUUUUACAAACUACAAAAGCACAAAUUUCAGCAGGGAUUUGAAGUUCAAUUAUAAGACAAAGCUGAAAUCAUGAUCAUAUUGAAGUCGGAUUUUUCUCUCUCUUACAAUAGUUACCAUCCUACUAUUCCACUUUCAGCCUGUUACUUUUCAUUCUAUUUUAUUCUUUUGCUUCCAUCCCAAUUAGGCUAUGUUCCAACUACUCCCAAUGCGGUGAAUGAGACUCACAAUAACUUGUGCUCGAUUAACCUAUGUCUAGAAAUAACCAAUGUAUAAAGAGUUGUGUUUGUGUGCGCUUAUUAAGGGGUUUCAAGUUUAAUUUUUUUUAUAUGAUGUUGUAAAAAUUCAGUAAAUCUUUAUACAACUCCGUAAAAUUUAAAUUUUGACCAUUUGUAGAAAAACAUAUGUUGUAUGAUGGUGGUCAUAAAAAGAAACUUGGAUGUUUCAAUUACCCGAGCCUUUGAUGACUGGAGGUUGUAAUGAAAAUAUAUAGAAACAGCC
This is a messenger RNA of Melampsora larici-populina 98AG31, 2310 nucleotides long. RefSeq lists its product as uncharacterized. The record is from RefSeq and is a predicted model, not a curated record. The coding region runs from base 883 to 1521 and encodes 212 amino acids. The transcript has 11 exons. NCBI's taxonomy places the organism in Eukaryota, Fungi, Basidiomycota, Pucciniomycetes, Pucciniales, Melampsoraceae.